UCAUGGACUACAAAAAGAAGCGAUGCAAGUGAAAGAGACAAUAUUGUUUCUCAGUGAUUUUGCCAAAAUGUCUCAAAAAGUUCCUUUUGAAAUAGAUGUCAAUGCACCUGGUGGACUGAUGCCACAAAUCCAGGCAUUGAUUGCACCACCGUCAUCGGAUGACUCUAGCUCAUUGAAGCUCAAGAGAGAGAAAGAGGAGAGGAAACAUGUUUAUUUCAAGAGACCUGGCAGAGGACACAACAGGGAUUCUUGUGAUGCCUGCCACGAUGGGGGAGAAUUAAUUUGUUGUGAUAAAUGUCCAGCAUCGUUUCACUUGCAGUGCCACGAUCCACCCUUAGAGGUGUCCGACAUUCCAAAUGGAGAGUGGAUCUGCCAUGCUUGCAGAUGUGCGUUAAAAAAGGAUAAUAUUACCGGCAAUAAGAGAAAGAAAAAGUCUGCUCUCGAGGUCUUGGCACUUGCGGCAUCGCUGUCUAACCCUAGAGAGUUUAGUUUACCCAGAGAAUUACAGUUACCCAUAACUUUUCCCGGCACAGAUAAGAUAGAUCCUGUAUCUUACAAAAGAGGAAGGCACAACAAUAACUCAGCAACACUGAACGGAAAAAUUCAAUACUACGAAAAUGGGUCGAUAAUUCCAUUACCAGCAAGACUAUGCUUUGAAUGUGGAAAAAGUUGCAGGAAAGCUCCUCUCAUUGCUUGCGACUACUGCCCAUUAUAUUUUCAUCAAGACUGCUUAGAUCCUCCACUCACGGCAUUCCCAAGUGGUCGAUGGAUGUGUCCAAACCAUUUGAAUCACUUCAUUGAUCAGAAUUUGCUCAAAUCGUGUGCAGCAACCGAAAGAAUCAAGUUGUGGGAUAAAUUUGCUCAUCAGAGAAUCGAUCAACACGCAGUCAAACUGCAAUUUUUAAGGAAAGCUCACUCUGCUAAUCCCCCAUUUAGGAUAAAAGUCACGCAUAACCAAAAAUCUAGAGUGAAAGUUCCCGCUAGCGUCAAGUAUCACUAUGCGAAUCCGCCAGAACUGGAAUUUUGUAAUCUUUACAGGCCAAAUAGUUUCAUAUGUCCUAUCACUGCCAAAAAAAUUGUUUGUACAGAUAAUUCUAAGGAUGGUUGCGAAGCUGUACAGGCAGAAAAGAUUUUAAAACUGGAGAAUGAGGUGAAUGAUAUCACGGACAAUGGCGUCUCAGGAAGUGAAAAUGAAAAGGAAAAAAUGGAACAGAAUGGUGAAGAGAAAAUAAAGGAAAAAACGAAAAAAACUGAAAUAAAGGAGAAUAAUAUUAUUAUUCCUGAAAUAACUGGAGUAAAUGAAAAUGAUGUAAUGAAUGUAGAUGGUGGUACUAGUGAGGUUGAAGAAGUUAUUGAAAUUAAUAAAAGAGAUGAUGCACAAUGUGAAAUAGUACAAAACGACAGGACUGCUGAAGUGGUGCUUGGUAAUAAUUGUGAAAGUGAACAAUACUUGGAAGACAAUGUUUUUAUUAAUAGUGGCUUAGGUUUAAGCGUGAAAGAAGGAAUAAGUCUUUUGGAAAGACCUGUUUUGGAAGCUUUGGCACAGCAGAGGGUAGAGCAAAUAUUAAAUCCGAGUGGCGAGUGUUAUAAAAAUUUAAACACUUCAUUUAAAGCUAGAGCUUUGAUGUUUCCUUUAGGGCAAACUGGGGGUCCUCCUGUAUUUAUGACUAGGAAAACUUUCAACAUUGGAACUGGUGGUGAAUCAGAUUUGCUACUCAGUCAUUAUGGUUCAUGCGAUUUUGUAUCGCCAAAACAUGCAAUUAUUUUUUUCGAUGAGAUAUCAAGAAGAUAUGAAAUGUUAAAUUACAGUGAACAUGGAACUAUCGUUGAUAAUGUUUUAUAUUCUUGCAACUGCAUACAUCCAAGUGAUUUUGAAUUGAUAGAUGCUUCAAAAGAUGCUUAUCUUAAAACUAAAGAACAAGACACAGUUGAAGUAAUACGGAGAAUCGCCAAUAAAAAUAAGCCCGCUUCGAAUAAUAAUCUUAACAAAGAAUAUAACUGCAAAUGUGCAAAUAAAAAAAGUAAUCGGGGCGUUGAUGGUAAUUACAGUGACCAGGGAUGGGAGGGCAGCGCAAUGGUGGAUCACGGUUCUGUUAUAACGUUUGGAUGCCUAACCUUUGUGUUCAGUGUUGUAGAUCAAUUUAAGAAUCGAUAAUACUCAAAGCUGUACAUACUUUUAUUGUAAUAAUUAUUAUUUAUAGUUUUUAACGAGCAAAUUACUGUUUUUAUUAACACCGUCAAAUGGUUUUGAUUAUUGAGAUAUUGUUCGAUUUGCAGGGAAAUGUAAAUAAGGUUCUGCAGGUGUCUAUAGAUUUCAACCCUGUUUGAUAUUUUAUUGAUUAAAACAUAGGAUUUGCUCGUUCUGGUAUUACUUGUACAUAUCAAUUUUUUGCUGCAUUAAUAAGAAUCGCGUUUGCCUGCGCAUAUUAAAGACUGAGUGACUAUGAAUAUGAUCAAAACAAUAACAGAUAAUCUGUUAUCCAUCAAAGCAUUGUUUGCGCUCCUUCAUUUUAUAAUGACACUACAACACACGUUCGACGA
Messenger RNA from Copidosoma floridanum, 2541 nucleotides. Its product is annotated as PHD finger protein 12. Gene Ontology annotation, molecular function: protein binding; transcription corepressor activity. The record is from RefSeq and is a predicted model, not a curated record. Gene Ontology annotation, cellular component: Sin3-type complex; nucleus. Gene Ontology annotation, biological process: negative regulation of transcription by RNA polymerase II. Lineage: Eukaryota; Metazoa; Arthropoda; Insecta; Hymenoptera; Encyrtidae.